AUGGCUGAUGUUGAUUUUGGAGUCUUGAAUGAGCCUAACCUUCCCCAAGGCCAAGCCGACGUACUCCGCAUCUUGGAAGGGACUUUGAACUCUAGCAAUGAUCCCGCUACGGCAGCGACCAAGCUGGCGGAUGACUUGCGGCAAUUUUUCAUCUCGAGUGGCUCGGAAGAUGCUGCUUCUGGGCUGCUCUGGGACUUGUGGAUGAUGCUCUUAGAUGCAGUGAGGAUUGUGCCCAUCGACCAUCCAUGGCACGAGACCCUCAUUGCCGCCGUCAAAGAAUUGCGGCUUAAUGGUGGGUCAGUGGCCGGACUCGAAGACAAUUCCACUUUGCAGUGGGGGGAUUUGCCUCAUUUAAGCAUGUAUCUAUUCGAUAAAUGGGCUGACCCCACGGACUUCGAUGAAUACACUCCUGAAGACAUCGAAACCUGGAAACGCUUCAACUCAUUUGCUUCUCGGCUUCUAAGCGAUGAUUUUACGCAGUGGAUUGUGCUGCCCUAUUGGGAGAUACGUGCAACCCUAGAGACAGCGCCGCAGGAGGUGAGUGUUUUUGAAUGCAAACUCUGGGUCGCGACCGAGUGGCUGGCGCGCUGCGGCCAACUCUUGUAUAAGGAUAUGGCCUCUACAGAUGCCUUGACCGAGCGUGAACAGGCUUCCAUCGCUCCUGGUCCGCUUUGCAAGGACAUUCCUCCACGGAGUCUCGAGCGAUGGAAUUUUUGGCGAUCAAGGCUCACAGAACUCUCGAGAGCAGAUCCCUCGGCAGAGGACAGAGUGGAACAACCUCCUCUCAGUGACGAAUCACUAUCCCGCAUUACGCAGGCCAUCGGUCUGAUGGAUGAGGCGCAAGGCAGUUCUCAAGGGCGAGAUUUGGAAGGAUCAGGGGACACAGCAGAGAGUGCAUGUAGGGUAGAAGACCAUGGGAUCGAAGAUACAAAGGAUGAGAAGAUAAUGGAGACUGAGAAGUAA
Molecule: messenger RNA, 963 nt
Organism: Colletotrichum truncatum
Lineage: Eukaryota; Fungi; Ascomycota; Sordariomycetes; Glomerellales; Glomerellaceae
Source: RefSeq, a predicted model, not a curated record